CGGAGUGCGGCAGGAAAACCGCAGAGAGCCAGAUUGAAUAGAGGAGGGAAUACCGUAAAUAUCCCGAAUGAAAACGUGUGGAUAUGAAAACAGCUAAACGACUUCGCGUUAAAGACAAAGACUGUAUAGAGCACAAUAGCUAUUGUGGCUGAAUUUUAAAAGAGGAUUUAUGGAGCAUAGGCUAUGUCCUCAUGAAUCCGAAUUAUAGCGUUUGAAUGACAAUCCAAGUGGAACAGAAUGGAUGGAAAUUGCAUGGACGUGCGCUACCGUCAGGACUCAUUUGGGGGGGAAACAAUAUAGACUUAAAAGGAAACACAUAACCGACUUGCCUUAUGAAUAAUGUGUGUAUUUGUCUGAAAACUGUAUCGGGUUUUAGAUACACGGAAACAAUCAGAUUGGUGCAUUAAAUUCCAACGGUGGGAUGUCAUCAUUAGCCAUUGCAUCGUAAUCUCAAGGCUUCUACAGCAAGGAACUUGACACGUCGAGGUGUUAAUAUGGGUGAUUUGGUCGACGCAAAGGAAAUUAAAAAGACUUUCAAUAUUUCGACUAUUAAGCCUUUUGAGCAUUAUGAUUUCAACAGGGCUAAAAUCUUCUCAAGCCUCACAUGGCUAGUGGCCAAAGCCUAUGGGACAGACAGUGUCCCGGGUGACUUGAAGGAGCCCUUCUACACAGACCAGUAUGAGCAGGAGCACCUGAAGCCUCCAGUGGUGGGUCAGCUGCUGUCGGCGGAGCUCUACUGCCGGGCCGGCAGCCUCAUCCUGAAGAGCGAUGCGGCCAAGCCGCUGCUGGGCCACGACGCCGUGAUCCAGGCGCUGGCGCAGAAGGGCCUGUACGUCACCGACCAGGAGCGGCUGGUUACGGAGAGGGACCUGAGCAAGAGGCCCAUCCAGAUGAGUGCCCACCUGGCUCUGGUCGACGCGCUGAUGAUGGCCUACACGGUGGAGACGGUGAGUGUGGAGAAGGUGGUGGCGUGCCUGCGGCAGUACUCCACCAUGUACCCGGACGGAGACACGCCCUACGACACAGAGGACGCCAUCACCAGCUGGAUGAAUAAGGUGAACGAGUAUCUGAAGGACAUCAUCAUGCAGGAGCAGCGGCGGAGGGAGAACCAGAGCGCAGAGCCUGCUGGGAGUCCACGGUCUCCAACCAAAUGGUAUUGGAAACUGGUUCCUGCGAGGUACAGGAAGGAGCAGGUCUUGCCCAAGACAGUGCCGUGGAUCCCCCCAGUGGACAACCUGCUGAAGGACAGCACAGACGGCUGCGCCCUGGCCGCACUGCUGCACUUCUACUGUCCAGACAUCGUCAAACUGGAAGACAUCUGCCUGAAGGAAAGCAUGUCGCUGGCGGACAGUCUCGCCAACCUCCAGCUCGUCCAGGAGUUCUGCAAGGAGAAUCUGAACCGUUGCUGCCACUUCAGCCUGGAGGACAUGCUCUACGCCUCCUCCUCCAUCAAAAAUAACUACUUAGUGUUUAUGGCAGAGCUCUACUGGUGGUUUGAAGUGAUGAAGCCAUCUUUUGUACAGCCACGCGUUAUGGAUGCUGAAGAGCCGGCUCCAUCGCUGAAGAAGUUGCCCUCAGUGCCCAUCUCAAAUGUUACCAAGAGAAGCUUCAUGGAGAGACCUCCAAGUCCAGACAGACCCAGUCUGCCCCUCAGGCCUCAGCCAAAAACGUCAAAUUCAGGUGAGAUAAAGCGAUCCACCUCCAUGUCCUUUGUGGAUGGGUGCCUGGGGACCUGGCCAAAAGAGAAAAGGGCUGCUACACAUGGGGUUUCUUUUGACAUCCCCUUCGAUAAAGACGAGCCAGGUGAGGUCCCCUCAGUGCCCAGCAAAGGCAUGACCAGGUCAGCCAGCACUGAGGGCCUGGGCUUCAAGGUCCACCACAUGCCCCGAGGCCUGAAGAGGAACCUCUCCUUCCAGCCCGUCAACGGUACAAGCAUGGGCAUCGAGGAGGAAGGCUGCCCGGACAGCCUAGCCGGUAUGGAGCCGGACAGGAGACAGAGAACGCCACAUCCCAGAAUGCAUCUUUCCUCCUCUAAUGGGCUGCCAUUGGACGGACAUGGGAACGGCACGGCCACUCCAAGCAUAGAGGAAGCGCUGGAGAUUAUCCACAACUCCCAGAAACAGCAGCAGCAGCGCAGCCCCCAAGCCGAAGGCACCAAUCAGGGCUUCUUCCUCCACCUCCAGAGCCGGCUCGACAUGGACGCUAAGGCCGUGGCUGAGGAGGGUGACCUGAACUCGGUUUCGUCCAAGGGUGCAGCGAGCACCGACACCACAGAGGUGGACACAGGCAUACACGUGCGGACGGAGGACAUCCAGGAGACCCUGGACGAGGACUCCUCUCUGAAGGACUGCACCGUCAGCAUGGACCUGGACAUGGACCAGGACUACGAGAUGCGGGCCAGCCGGAGCCAGGACUCCGUCAGCCUGUGUCCCAGCAACCUCAGCGGCAAGUCCCCGUGCAGCAGUGGCGGCUCGCUCACUCCCGGUGGGGUGAAGAUGACCAGCUUCGCCGAGCAGAAAUUCCUUAAGAUCACUCAGCCCGAGACCAAGGUCGGGGCAAGCUCGGGAUCUCCAAAGAGCGCCCUCGAUAGAUCGGAGGCCGCCCAAAUCCCCCAUUCGGUGUCCUGGGCCCCCACGCCCGAAGAGAGCACUGUCCACAAGCUGGCCCCGCGGGACCCGGCCCAAGCCAUGGCGGCCGAGAUGGUGCAGCUGCGCAUGCGUCUGGAGGAGAAGAGGCGUGCCAUCGAGGCCCAGAAGAAGAAGGUGGAGGCCGCCUUCACACGCCACCGCCAGAAGAUGGGCCGCAGCGCCUUCCUCGACGUGGUGAGGCGGAAGGGCGACGAGACGCCCUCGCCAACGAAGGAGGAAGCUGGGGACGGCAAAGCAGCCGCCGAGGGCGGCGUCCUCCGGCCGGACAAGGCUGCGCAGCAGCCUGCCAAGUCUCCCGGAGGUGAGGAGGGGGUGACUGAGGCGGACUUGCUGGAGUACACGCGCUCCAUCGAGAAGCUCAACGCCUCGCUCAACUUCCUGCAGACGGAGAUGCAGCGGCUGGCCCAGCAGCAGGAGGUCAUCAUGCAGAUGCGCGAGCAGCAGUCCUGGGUCAUCUCCCACUCCCCGCAAAAGGGGCGCACGGCCACGGCCGCCCGGUCGUCUGGGUCCCCGUCGCCCGCCGACUCCCCGCGCUCGGCGCACCGCUCGCCCACCAGCAUCAAGCGCAAGUCGGCCUCCUUCCACGUCAAGACCACGCGGGCACCCAGGCCCAACGAGCUCAAGAUCGCCCCCUUCAGCCGUGUCCUGAUGGCACCGCAGUCCGUGGACAGCAUCCCGCGCCUGCGGCGGUUCUCCCCGAGCCAGCCCGAGCCCAGCUGCUUCAUCUACAUGGGCGAGAACAGGAAGAAGCAGCGUGGGGCUAAAGCCACCGACGACAAAGAGGCCGCCUCUGACUCUGAGCUCCUGUCCCCUGAUGGACUGGCUGAAUUCAGCGGCAUCGAUUCUCUGGAGCUCCUGGGGUCUCCCACCAAAGACACGACCGACAGUGAAACAACCAUUGGAGACGGAGAGCAGGGCUUGAUGGAGCAAACUGAAUCAGGGGAGAAGCUUGGCAUGAAGGUCAAGCCUGCAGUUGGGUCAAAGGUGUCCGAGGUACUGACUCAGACCGUCACGGAGAAGGUGAUUGUCACUCCCACAGAGGCUCCGGCGGACUUCCUGAACCAGACCAACAAGAACCUGAUCGAGGUGCCACUGUCCGUGCUGAAGCCACUCGACGGGGCUGUGCUCGAGGAGAGCGGCGAGAAGGGAGCCACAGGAUUUUUCUUCAAGGAUGACCUGAAAGGGGAGACGGACAUGGCCCAGAAGAGAGCGGCGCUGCUGGAGAAGAGGCAGAAGAGGGAGCGGGAGAGCCAGCAGAGGAAGCAGCAGCUGGAGGCCGAGCUGGAGCAGAAGAAGGAGGAGGCCAGGAUGAAGGCUGAGGAGGACCGCAUGAAGAAGGAGGAGGAGAAGGCUCGCCGGGAGUUCAUCAAACAGGAGUACAUGCGACGGAAGCAACUGAAGCUGAUGGAGGACAUGGACACCGUCAUCAAGCCACGCCCAGCCAGCACCAAACAGCGGAGGCCACGGCCCAAGUCCAUCCACAGGGACGUCCUGGACUCCCCCCGCACCCCCAUCAGGGCCACAGCAGGUUCACGACCUCGUGUUUUUUCAGUCUCCAGCCUGUCUCUGGCCUCUCUUAAUCUGGGCGAUGACAACGUGGCGUCGGACAAACGCACUGGCAGGCCUGACUCAGCAGAUAGCUGUCUGUCUCCCACCCGAUCCAGCAGUCGCAAUGGAGAGAAGGACUGGGAGAAUGGCUCGACCACCUCCUCCGUGACCUCCAACGCCGAGUACACUGGUCCAAAACUGUACAAAGAGCCCAGUGCCAAGUCGAACAAACAUAUUAUCCAGAAUGCCCUGGCUCACUGUUGUCUGGCUGGGAAAGUCAAUGAGGGUCCGAAGAACAAGAUUCUGGAGGAAAUGGAGAAAUCAGAGGCCAACAACUUCCUAAUUCUCUUCCGAGAUUCUGGCUGCCAGUUCCGGUCUGUGUAUACGUACUGCCCAGAAGCCGAGGAGAUCACCAAGCUUACUGGCAUUGGCCCAAAGAGCAUCUCCCCCAAAAUGAUCGAGUCCUUGUACAAGUACAACUCUGACAGGAAACAGUUCAGCCAAAUACCCGCAAAGACUAUGUCCGCCAGCGUGGACGCCAUCACCAUCCACGGCCAUCUGUGGCAAACCAAGAAGCCUGGAACGCCCAAAAAAGCUGUACCCGCCAAGUCCUAGUACAGUAUAUUUCCGCUCACAUCCUUUCUCACUUCUUCUACUCUUCCUUCUCUUUUCAUUGAAUGUUUGUCGUCUAUUUUGCACUUCAAUGUACAAUACCACGCAGCUCAUGGUGGCACUUACUAUACCUAUACCAUUUCUGUUAAGAUUUGUUUCUUCCUUCCAAUGCUGUUUAAGCUUUCUAUUCUAAUUCUGCAAAGUUCCAGCAGAACAUAGAAAAUCAGUUCUAAUAUGCACAACUGGAAUGUAAAACACCUUAGUUGUAAAGGAAUCACUAACGAUUGUUUGACUUUUGAGUAAUUUUAUUACAGCACGUGUGUGUACUGUAUAUAUGUUUUCUUUUUCAUAUGUGCCAAAAAACAAACAAAAAACAACAGAAAGGUGGAUACUGAGUUGUUUUUAUGUGGAACACUGAAGCACUGAAUGUCAUCUGUGUAAACUGUUCGCAUAUCUGUAAACAUGUGUGGCCUUAUGCUUGUUUUAGUUAUGUUUUGUUGCUGUUUUUUUAUUAUGUGAGUGUACUGAAAUGAUUGUAAAGAUUCGUUGAGAGGAUUUUUGGACACUGGUGAGGAUUCGUAUUAUUUUAUUUUGUUUGCCAUUUCAGUGGUUCUGUCAUGACUUAAAAAUGAACCAGAUGUGGGACAUCAGAAAGCCAUCAGAUGGGCAUAGAGAAAUGGGCAUCGUCUUUAUUGCAAAUCGACACACUAUGACAAGAUGAUGAUUUCCAAUAUUUAAUGUAUAUUUUAAUAAAGGUUUCGAUUUUUUUUUUGUUACUCUGGCACUUGUUCACAGCAGGUAUGUGACUGGACAAACUGCAGUUAAAUGUGUAUUUGUUCUUAUUUUCCUCUUACUGGAAAUAGUCAGAAUGAAGGUGUCAACCAUGGUAUAGCCAUGCAGUUCAAAAAUGUUAUCAUGUGUUACACAUAAAUUAUGAAAUUGAGAGCAGGAAUGAUUUAAUGCUUUAAUGAGAAACAACAGUGAACAUCAUUUUUAAACUAGAAAACAGUGGGAUGUAAUAAUCUAACUUAAACGUAAUAGUAUUGUGUAAUUUAUUUACAUUUUUUUUCAUGUGUAAUAUGUGACUGCUAUCUCUGAUUACCAGUUCAUUUAUUUAUGGUUGUUUGUAGCCUACCAGAACUAUUUGCUCCUGAAAGAGUCCUACAGUUAGGACCGUGUUUUUUUUCCAUAUAUUAUGAUUGGUUGAAAUGAACAACCCCAGUCCUCAAGUAUCUUGCCUGUAGACCUUUACUCACAUCAGUGAUAUAUGUGAAACUAAAAGGCUUUUUUAAUCUUCCAAUCGACUAUAACUUAUUUGUGUUUAUGUCAUAGCCCACCCUGUGAGCUGGGCAAAUCCCUUGAAAUUCUUGAAACAUUCUUCCAUCAGCCAACCUAUAUUUUUAAACUAUUGUUUAUUUAUCAUCUAUUCACAAAAAUGUAAGACCUAUAGUAGCACCCUCUGUAUCAGUUGACUGAGGGCUGAAUUUGGAUUACUUAUACGGGUAGAGGCUUGUUCUUGUGUCAUGUUUGCCUUCCUCUUCUCUUCAUACACCUUGUGUUUUCAACAGGUUCCUUGAGGUCAUCAUAUGCACAUGGUAGAUUUCGACAAUUUACUUUGUAAACAGACACACACACAAAUACACACACACACACAUACACUGGUGCUCUCAUGCUCAAGUAUGUUUAUGGAAUUGCCAAAAGCAAUGUUGUAUGUGUUUUGGGAAAAUGUAUACAGUAUUGAAACAAACAACUGAAAAAUAAUAAAGGUGUUUUUUUUAAUGUUACAGAAGGGUAUUCUUGUUGACCAGCUGUUGCAUUUGUGGUAUUUGGCUGUUUAAGGCCGAAGUGAACGGCUGUUUCAUAGCUUGGGCACUGUGGAAUGUUGUACAGUUUACUGUGUGGUCAUUUUCGCCCUUCAGGACACAAUACGGCAUCUAAUUUUAAGGAUGCCACUGAUCAGACAUUGCUGAAGUAACAUGUUUUCUUUUUUUUUGCAUUCAAUAAAAGUAUGCAUGGCCUCAGA
Alosa sapidissima (American shad) is the source of this 6831-nucleotide messenger RNA. It is a transcript of the gene camsap2a, whose product is annotated as calmodulin regulated spectrin-associated protein family, member 2a. Gene Ontology annotation, cellular component: microtubule minus-end. The transcript is spliced from 18 exons. Gene Ontology annotation, molecular function: microtubule minus-end binding; calmodulin binding; spectrin binding. Gene Ontology annotation, biological process: cytoplasmic microtubule organization; negative regulation of microtubule depolymerization; neuron projection development. The record is from RefSeq and is a predicted model, not a curated record. Lineage: Eukaryota; Metazoa; Chordata; Actinopteri; Clupeiformes; Clupeidae. The coding region runs from base 495 to 4811 and encodes 1438 amino acids.